AUGGACAAAGAAGAAGGUGCCGACGUCCCCCAGGAGCAGAAGGCGACAUGGGGCGCUUUCCUCAAGUCACUCACUCACAUGACCGGAGACUUGUCGUCUAUGACCGCGCCGCCUUUCAUUCUCUCGCCCGUCUCGCUCACGGAGUUUCCCGCGUACUGGUGUGAACACCCCGGUCUUUUCGCUGAGAUCUCGGAGGGCACCACCCCGCAGGACCGUAUGGAGCGCGUCCUCAGGUGGUUCAUCGCUACCCUCAAGGGACAGUACACCACCCGUAAUGAGAAGAUGGGCAGUGAGAAGAAGCCCCUCAAUCCCGUUCUCGGCGAGCUGUUCUACGGAGUCUGGCCCGAUGCGAACGGCCGAGGCGAGACACAGUUGAUUGUCGAGCAGGUAUCGCACCAUCCGCCAAUCACUGCUUACUUCAUUGAAAACAAGAAGGCUGGCGUUAAGCUCCAGGGUCACUCUGGGCAGAAGACAGCUUUCACCGGUACCGCCAUCAAUGUAAAGCAAUCUGGCCACGCUAUUCUCUAUGUCACUCCUCGUACCGGCGGACCCAUCGAGUCAUAUCUGAUCACCCUUCCAAAGCUCCGGAUUGAAGGUAUCGUUUGGGGCUCGCCUUACAUCGAGCUGGUCGAGACCAACGCGAUUCAGAGCAGCACCGGUUUCACUGCUCAAAUCGACUACAAGGGUCGAGGAUGGGUAUCUGGCAAGGCCCACACUUUCAAGGCCACCCUCACCCAGACCGACCACAAGAAGUCGCUCCAGACAUACGAGGGCCAGUGGACCGGCGUCAGCCACAUUGGCGGUUCCAAGGGUCCCGUCUUCCUCGACACAUCGGCGGGCGUCAAGGAGGAGGUAUCGGUCGCCAGCCUGGAGCAGCAGGGUCCGUGGGAGAGUAGGCGGCUGUGGGAGAAGGUCGCCAAGGGGAUCAAGGGCGCAAACUACGAUCUCGCCGGAACCGAGAAGAGCAGAAUAGAGAACGAGCAACGUCAGCGCCGGAAAGACGAGGCGGCCGCGAACGGGACAUGGGACCUUUGGCACUUUACCCACGUCGACGCCGAGCCCGAAUACGGCCGACUCUCGACGAUGCUCCACGACAAGCUUACGCCGGCGCACGAGGACGCGUACAUCUUCAAGGAGGGUGUACAGGUCGGGUCGAGGAGCACCGCUUAA
Messenger RNA from Dioszegia hungarica, 1170 nucleotides. RefSeq lists its product as uncharacterized. Lineage: Eukaryota; Fungi; Basidiomycota; Tremellomycetes; Tremellales; Bulleribasidiaceae. Gene Ontology annotation, biological process: endocytosis; exocytosis; maintenance of cell polarity. Gene Ontology annotation, cellular component: cytosol; membrane; intracellular membrane-bounded organelle. The transcript has 9 exons. Gene Ontology annotation, molecular function: oxysterol binding. The record is from RefSeq and is a predicted model, not a curated record. Bases 1 to 1170 code for a protein of 389 amino acids.